Molecule: messenger RNA, 3102 nt
Organism: Strongyloides ratti
Lineage: Eukaryota; Metazoa; Nematoda; Chromadorea; Rhabditida; Strongyloididae
Exons: 2
Coding region: 1-3102 (1033 amino acids)
Source: RefSeq, a predicted model, not a curated record
AUGUCUAUUCCUCCUGAAGCAUUUACUAGCUACAUGAAUAGUAUAAAUGCUCCAUCACCAAGAGAAUUAGUAAAUAGUCAUUUAUUUAGUGAUAAAAAAAAAACAUUUAAAUCAAUGGAUUGUGUAACUAGUGAAAUAGUAAAAUCUACUGAAAAAAUGAAUACAUCAAAAGAUUCUUUAUCUAUUAAUAAAGAAGAAAAUGGAUGGGAACAUGUAUCUCAAAAGUCAAAAAAGUCUUCAAAUAUUAAUUCACGUUUAUUAACAACGUCAAUAGACACUUAUUCUGCAAAAAAAGUUAUUCGUUCUAACAAUCCACUCAAUCAAAGUUGGAGAGAUAAUAGUAGUAUUUUUCCAGAUCGUGAUAAAAAGUCAUUUCGUUGUCCGGAAAAAUAUUUUCCUGGAAAGUCUGGUGUCAUGAGAAGUGAGAUUGAUGACAAUUGGAGAGCUGAUAAUAAGAAAAUAUUUGAUACAAAUAUUUAUCCAACAAAUAUACAACAGUCUAAAAAUAGCAAAGAUAUUUCAUAUGCAAAGGAAACUGAAUUAACAGGUAAUGAACGCAAUUGGAAUAAGGAAACCUCAUUAAUUAAUGAAAAAAAAGUAUGUGAUAAUAAAAUAUAUGAUUCAUCAAAAAUUAAUAUUUUACAAAAUGAUGUUUAUAAAAAUGCAAUAAAGGAUGAAAUAUUUAAUAUUAAUAAUCAAUCAGAAUUUAAUCCAUUGAAUAGUUCACUUGAUAAUAUUUUUCACCAAAAUGAUAGGUUACAUAUAAAUACAUUUUCUGAACCAUUGUCAAAUAUUAAUAAUAAUGUUUUAUUACAAAAUAAUGGUAACGCAUUUGAAACAUUACUACAAUCUUUAAAUAUUGACAACGAUAAACAACAAUUUGUAGAAACUUUUUCUAACAAUUUGUUAUACUCUGAAAAUGACACAACUAUUCAGUCUCAUAAUUUAUUUGAUUCAUUCAAAGAUAAUCUUGAUGUCCCUAACGAUUAUUUGUCACAAAUUUCAACAAAGUUAACUAGUAGUGAAGAUUAUCAACAACAUCAUAAUAAUAAUUCUACUUCUACUACUGCUUUAGGACAUUCAGAAUAUUUAUCAGGACAUAUAGGUAAUUCUUUGGAUACAUCAAUUAUGAAUAAUUCUUUUAAUAAUACAAGAAAGACACAAAAUCCUGUUAUGAAUAUACAAAAUAAUAUAGAUAUUAAUCCUAAUCUUGUAACAAAUAAUUUAUUUAACAUCCCUCCUGUUAGUGUCGCAAAUAAUAAUCCUUUGCAAAAUUUACCGGACCAACUUAUACCAAAUUUUAAUACUAAUCCCAUCAUUAAUGGAGGAAAUAUGUUUAUGAAUAAUCCAGUAAAUUAUCUUAGAUUACUUAGUUUGGGAUUUAAUGAAGAAAUUAUUCAAUCGCUUUUUCAAAUGAGUGCAUUUUCACAGCUUUUACAAUGUACAAAUUGGUUUAAUCAACGUGAAAAUUUAAGAUGGAUUUGUAUGAAUGAUAUUGGUGAUAUAAAAGGACCAUUUUGUGCUCAAGAUUUAAUUUUUAAACUAAUAAAUUUUCAUAUUCCACCAUUAUUAAAAUUUCAUUGUGAACAAUUACCAUUUAAUGGAUGGUUAACAUUAGUUGAAUUAAUUAGAGCUGCAGAUGAUAGAAUUCCUUUUAUUUCAGCAUAUUUUCCUCGUACCAGAGAGGAAUAUAGUAUUAUUCAAAAAAUAUUAAAAGGAGUUGGGGAAAUACCAAAUUCAUCUAAAUGGAUAUAUUUCUUCCAAAAUGAAGAAAAAAUUAUGAAACAAGCUUCACGUCUUUUUGAAGUACAUAUAUCACAGAUUGUUGCCAAUCUUCGUACAAAUCCUGUUUUACAAAAGACAAAUCUUCAACUUACAACAGAACAAUUUAAAGAUUAUGUUAAUACAAAUUUUCUUACACAACGAUAUCAAAAAGAUAAAAUAAAAACUGGAAAUUUCAAUCAACAAUCUUCAAAUUUUGAUGAUAUUAAUAAAACUCAAACAGUUUCUCAUAAUAUAAACUUUAACUCCGAUCUCCAAAUAAGCAAUUUUUCUCAAGAUUUAGUUGGAAAACAAUUAUACAAUCAACAACAACGUUCUAAUUAUUUUCAAAGUGGAAAUAAAACAACUAAUAAUGUUGUUAAUAAUUCUGAAAUACAAAAAAAUGAGACUAAUGAUAAUAAUCAACAACAAAUUCCAACAUUAAAACAGUCACAUACAAAAAAAAGUAUAGGUGAUAAUAAGGAACAAGAAAUUCCAACAUUUCAUUGUGGAACAUGGGUACCACAAAAUACUAAAAAGAAAAGUUUUAAUAAAAAUUCUAAUUAUAAUAAUAAUGGUAAUUAUCAACAUACUGAAUAUCAUGGAAGAACUAAUAUUCAAAAACCAACACUUUUAUCAUCUUCUAAAAAUUGGGAAUCACCAAAUAUUAAACCAGAUGACGAUAUUCCAACAGGAAAAGUACCAAUUGGUUUAAGUUUAGGUGAAUUUUUAGCACCAGCAACUGGACAAACAAUAGAAAGACCAUUACCACAACAUUCUGCAACAACACCAAAUUCUCGUUCAUACAAUUAUAGUUGGAAUAAUUCAAAUGAAAAUCGUAAUACAACUGUUCAGGUAAAACAAAAUGAAAUUGUUGAAAAUAAACCAUUAUCAACAUCUCCAACAACUCUUGUUCGUCCUGUUGGAGCUGUAUGGAAAAAUGAUAAUAAAAAUAAUGGAAGUGGUAGUAAUAAAGGUUCGUCUUCUUCUAAUAAAAAUACUAAUACUCAAUCAACUUUUGGAGCAGAGGAAGCAGCUAAUGAAUUACAACAAUGGCUUUUUGAUAAAUUUAAAAGUCAUAAAUCUGAGUCAGAUGUAAUGGCAUUUUGUCAAUUUAUUUCAAAUGUUGAUAAUCCAGCUGACAUUGAAGAUUAUUUCUCUACAAAUUUUGGUGAUUCUGUUGAGGUACGUAAAGUUUAUAGAGAAUAUAUUGAGAAAAGAAAUGAAGUAAGAUCUCGUGUUAUAAAAGCUAAGUCGGGUCAAGACGACUUAUCAGCACCAGCUCAAGCUAUUGGUUUUACGGCACAACCUGUAAAAAAAAAUAAAAAGAAAUCCGGUUAA